Polistes canadensis is the source of this 4349-nucleotide messenger RNA. RefSeq names its product AP-1 complex subunit gamma-1 (gene AP-1gamma). Gene Ontology annotation, biological process: intracellular protein transport; Golgi to vacuole transport; receptor-mediated endocytosis. The coding region runs from base 799 to 3408 and encodes 869 amino acids. The transcript has 16 exons. The record is from RefSeq and is a predicted model, not a curated record. NCBI's taxonomy places the organism in Eukaryota, Metazoa, Arthropoda, Insecta, Hymenoptera, Vespidae. Gene Ontology annotation, molecular function: clathrin-cargo adaptor activity. Gene Ontology annotation, cellular component: AP-1 adaptor complex; Golgi apparatus; membrane coat.
CGUACGAUUGUGCAAUGACACUUAUACAAUCGUAGAAUACAAUCGAUAGUAAAUUAUUUGAAAAUUCCGUUCGAUACAUGAAAAAUAAGAUAAUUAUAAAAGCUAAUAAUCUUAUCACAAAAGAGAAUGAAUCAACCGAGUAUAGGACAUUAAAAUAUAUCAAUUUUUGAUGGAUUGAUUAUUUUCGGAUCAUACUGCUGUAUCCACAUAGUAAUCGUAAUAUCGGUUACACGUAUAAAUAAAACAAAACAAUCAUGAUAAAGAUUUAAAAGUGAUAAUUUAAAAAAUUAACACACGUAAAAAAAGAAAACAAAUAAUAGAAAAGAAGAGAAUUAGUUGAGAUAACAGUAUCGUUGAUUCAAGACAAUUGUAUGUAAAAAUAACGUCAACGAAUAUUGUCAGAUGACGUUGCGUUUGACACGCAAUCAAAAGAGACAAAUAUAGAGUUUAUAUUAAAGGGGAAGAGAUGAACGUAUGUGAUAUGGUAUAUAGAUGACGAGUGAUCCGCCAUUUUGAUUCUCCUCAUACGAUAGAGCGCGCGUAGUGCGGGCGAUUUUUCGUCGUGUGCUCUACAGGCUGCUCGCUUGUAGAGACGUUCAUGUAAUUACGAUUAUGAACGAUUAUUUACGGACCUGUAUUAUAAACUAAAUAAAAGAGAUUUGUUUAUCGUAAAGGAAAAUUUGUGUUAGAAUUUACGAUAUAACUGUUAGGAGGAGAGCAACGUGUUCCCUAAUCAUCACCAAUUCAUUUUUACUAGUGACGUCUAUUGAUUAAAUUUCAAAACCAGCCUGUGAAACCAUGAAUGCCUCAGAACAUGGGUUUAACCCAGCCUUUAACAUGGCUUCCAUAAAACAAGCUUUCAAUGAGGCAGUAGAAAGAGUCUCAACAGUUAGAAUGCCGGCACCAACAAGAUUGAGAGACUUGAUCAGACAAAUAAGAGCAGCUCGGACAGCGGCAGAAGAAAGGACAGUAGUAAACAAGGAAUGUGCUUAUAUUCGUUCAACGUUUAGAGAAGAGGACAGUGUUUGGAGAUGCCGUAACAUCGCUAAACUUUUGUACAUUCACAUGCUUGGAUAUCCAGCACAUUUUGGACAAUUAGAAUGUUUGAAACUUAUUGCUUCAUCUAGGUUCACAGAUAAACGUAUAGGCUAUUUGGGAGCAAUGUUACUAUUAGAUGAACGACAAGAUGUUCAUUUAUUAAUAACAAAUUGUUUAAAAACCGACUUAAAUAGUCCCACACAAUUCGUAAUUGGUUUGGCCCUUUGUACCUUGGGUGCUAUUGCAUCGCCAGAAAUGGCAAGGGACCUUGCUUCUGAAGUUGAAAGACUGAUGAAAUCACCGAAUGCAUAUAUUAGAAAAAAAGCUGCGUUAUGCGCUUUUAGAAUUAUUAGACGUGUACCAGAAUUAAUGGAAAUGUUCUUACCCGCUACUCGAAGUUUAAUUACAGAAAAGAACCAUGGAGUGUUAAUAACUGGUGUUACUCUUAUUACUGAAAUGUGUGAGAAUAGCAUUGAUACAUUGAAUCAUUUCAAGAAGGAAUGCGGCCAUCGAGAGAUUGUGCCAAAUCUAGUGAGAAUUCUAAAAAAUUUAGUACUAGCUGGAUAUUCUCCUGAGCAUGACGUAGCCGGAGUAUCUGAUCCAUUUUUGCAAGUGAAGAUCUUACGUCUCCUUAGAAUUUUGGGACGUAACGAUGUAGAUGCAUCUGAGGCAAUGAAUGAUAUUCUUGCACAAGUUGCUACAAAUACCGAAACAAGUAAAAAUGUUGGUAAUACAAUAUUAUACGAAACUGUUCUCUCAAUAAUGGAUAUUAAAUCCGAGAGUGGACUUAGAGUAUUGGCAGUUAAUAUCUUAGGUCGAUUUUUAUUAAAUAAUGACAAAAAUAUUCGUUACGUUGCGUUAAAUACAUUAUUGAAAACAGUUUAUGUGGAUACGAGUGCAGUUCAGAGGCAUCGCUCAACAAUAUUGGAGUGUUUAAAAGAUCCAGAUGUAUCAAUACGAAGGAGAGCAAUGGAACUAAGUUUUGCGCUUGUUAAUUCAAGUAAUAUUAGAAAUAUGAUGAAGGAAUUACUGCUCUUUUUAGAACGAGCAGAUCCUGAAUUUAAAGCCCAAUGCAGUAGUAAUAUAGUCAUGUCUGCAGAAAGAUUUGCACCAAAUAAACGUUGGCAUCUGGAAACAUUAUUUAAAGUCCUUGUUGCUGCUGGCAAUUAUGUACGAGAUGACGUAGUAGCUUGUACAAUUCAAUUAAUCUCAGAAACCCAAUCGCAACAAGGUUAUGCAGUUAGUGCGCUAUGGCGUGCAUUAGAAAAGGAUACAUCUGAUAAACAACCAUUGGCUCAAGUAGCAACGUGGUGUAUCGGAGAGUAUGGUGAUCUUUUACUUUACGGUCCACCAUUGGAAGAUGCGGAUGCACCAAUAAAUUUAACAGAAGAUGAAGUUAUUGAUGUUUAUCAAAGAUUAUUAUGGAGUCCACAAAACACAGUUGUUACAAAACAAUAUACUUUGUUAUCCCUUACAAAAUUAAGUACAAGAUUUCAAAAAGGAAAUGAAAAAAUUCGACAAAUUAUAGAUACGUUUGGUAGUAAUUUGCAUAUUGAAUUGCAACAACGGGGCAUUGAAUUUUCACAAUUGUUUAGAAAAUAUGAUCAUUUACGACCUGCUUUACUUGAAAGAAUGCCCCCUAUGGAGACUGCAAGACCACAAGCAAAUGGUAUUAUUGGUAUGGUGAAUGGUGAACCAGAACAAGAAGAUGAAAAAUCAACAGUAUUAGAAACAUCUGUUACCUCCUCUGAUUCAAGUGCACUUUUGGAUUUGCUUGGAAGUACCGAUGUUGGGAUGACAAUGUCAACAGUUACGACUAAAAAUCCACCUCCUCCCACAACAAGUAUAAAUAACAACGAUCUUUUAGAUUUACUUGGUAGUUUGGAUAUGAAUACAGUAGCACCACCAUUAGUACUUCCUCAACAAUCACAAUCAACAACACAAAUGUUUAAUCCUACGAGUACAACCAACUUCUUGGUAGAUGGCCUACUUAAUAAUUCUUCAAUUCAAACUGAAGUUUCAAACAUGAUUGUUUUGGAUAAAUCUGGACUUAAAAUAACUUUUAAAAUGGAAAGACCGCCAGAUAUUACAGAUUUAUUAAUUAUAAAUAUGACGGCACAUAAUUCUACGAAUAAUGCAUUAAGUGAAUUUUUAUUUCAAGCUGCAGUUCCUAGGACAUUCCAAUUACAAAUGCUGCCACCAUCAAGUACAGUUAUUCCUCCAUCAGGUGAAGUGACUCAAGUAAUAAAAGUUACAAAUAUCAAUAACGUACCACUAAGAAUGAGACUACGAAUUUCUUAUACUGGAUCAGCAGGGCCAAUUUUAGAACAAACAGAAGUAAAUAAUUUUCCCUCAUUGGUAUCACAGUGACAUCCUACUAUACAAAAAACAAUUGUACAUAUGCCUGCCUAAUAACUAAUUAAGUCUGAUUAUAGACCAUAUACAACCUCACUUUCUUUUUGAGAUAAAGUGAAAAUGUGUUGACAAAAAAAAAUGUACCAAACAUUUUUGUUAUUUUAUUCAUUGAAUGAUUGAUAAACAUCUUCAGCACGUGUAGUGCGAAUAGUGUUUAUUUUAUGGCAUGUGCAUAUCGAUAUUAGUAUUUCUUAUUGAAAAAGAACAUCCCCACCUGCUCACAGGCACAAAUCUGUGUUCAAUACUAAGCAAUAUCAUGAUUAUUUUACUUAUGUACAGAUUACUUAUGUAUAUUACACAUUAUUAGAUAUUGUUCGAAAUUGUAUGUAAUAUUCUUAAGUUUUCUUUUCAUUGAGUAUUUUAAAGUAUAUCAUUGGUAGAAAGUUGUUUUGAAUCGAGAUGACAUAUUGAAUAUUUGUUUUCGUUCUAUUGUUGAUAUGCAUGCAUCAUAUACUUGUAGAUAAUCAAAAUAAAAAGAAAACAAAGAAAAGAAAAAAAAUAAUGCUUGUUUGAGCAGGUGAUAACAAUAUUAAUUUCAACAUUUUACAAAGAAAUAUCAAGCAUAAUUGGUAAUUAAAUGAAUAAAGCAGUAAACAUGAUGAAAAAUAAUGUAAAAUAUCAUUCAUAUUAUGGUGCAUGUCUAUAAAGAAAAAAAAAGGAAAAAAAAAGAAGUAAUUAUAACAAUAAAUAUAUCAUUGUAAAUAUUUUCUCUACCAGGACAUUAUAAGGUAGGAAAAUAAUAUUGGAUACAACACUACUCCGUUGAUUUGUCAAAUUAAUGAUAUUAUUGUCUCUUCAUUUAAUUUCCAUAUAUUAAAGUAUUGGAUAAACAUAUUAGAAUCUCUCCAAUCUAUCUCUUUAAUAGUAUGGAUGAAUUAUGAUGAUUGUUCUUAAAA